Molecule: messenger RNA, 1245 nt
Organism: Sorex araneus (European shrew)
Lineage: Eukaryota; Metazoa; Chordata; Mammalia; Eulipotyphla; Soricidae
Gene: PAQR9
Product: progestin and adipoQ receptor family member 9
Exons: 2
Coding region: 16-1131 (371 amino acids)
Cellular component (GO): membrane
Molecular function (GO): signaling receptor activity
Source: RefSeq, a predicted model, not a curated record
GCCGCGCGGGGCCCCAUGGCGCGCCGCCUGCACGCGCGGGGGGCCGCGGGCUCCCGGGCGCCGCCUGAGCCGCCGCCGCACCCCGCCGCGGCCGGGGACCCCGCGGCCGCCGCGCGCGCGCUGCUGCGCUGGGACGAGGUGCCCGACGACUUCGUGGAGUGCUUCAUCCUGUCCGGCUACCGGCGCCUGCCCUGCACCGCGCAGCAGUGCCUGGCCUCGGUGCUGCAGCCCACCAACGAGACGCUCAACUUCUGGACGCACUUCAUCCCGCUGCUGCUGUUCCUCGGCCGCUUCGGCCGCCUGCUCCUGCAGGGCGGCGACCUGCCCUUCCACCACCCGGGGCUGCUGCCGCUCUGGUGCUACGCGUCGGGGGUGCUGCUGACCUUCGCCAUGAGCUGCACGGCGCACGUGUUCAGCUGCCUGUCGCUGCGCCUGCGGGCCGCCUUCUUCUACCUGGACUACGCGUCCAUCAGCUACUACGGCUUCGGCAGCACCGUGGCCUACUACUACUACCUGCUGCCCGGCCUCAGCCUGCUGGACGCGCGUGUCAUGACCCCCUACGUGCAGCAGCAGCUGGGCUGGCACGUGGACUGCACGCGCCUCAUCGCCGCUUACCGCGCGCUCGUGCUGCCCGUGGCCUUCGUGCUGGCCGUGGCCUGCACCGUGGCCUGCUGCAAGAGCCGCACGGACUGGUGCGCCUACCCGUUCGCGCUGCGCACCUUCGUCUUCGUCAUGCCGCUCAGCAUGGCCUGCCCCAUCAUGCUGGAGAGCUGGCUCUUCGACCUGCGCGCGCACAACCCCACGCUCUUCGUGCACUUCUACCGCCGCUACUUCUGGCUGGUGGUGGCCGCCUUCUUCAACGUCAGCAAGAUUCCCGAGCGCUUCCAGCCGGGCCUCUUCGACAUCGUGGGCCACAGCCACCAGCUCUUCCACAUCUUCACCUUCCUCAGCAUCUACGACCAGGUGCACUACGUGGAGGACGGGCUGCGCCAGUUCCUCCGGGAGCCCCCUGCCGCGCCCACCUUCUGGGGCACGGUGGGCUACAUGCUGCUGCUGGUGGUGUGUCUGGCGCUGGUCAUCAGGAAAUUCCUGAACCACAGCGAAUUCUCCAGUAAAAAACCACAGCAGUGAGCUCAUCCGGCAUUUGUCCUCCUCCCCCUGCUGUCGAAGAGAGCUAGAGAUCAUUUAAAAUGUAUGAGCAUGCAAAUACCUACUGGUGACCUACAAAACUCAAGGAAAGAUUUU